Messenger RNA from Rhagoletis zephyria (snowberry fruit fly), 1347 nucleotides. RefSeq names its product ice-structuring glycoprotein-like. The record is from RefSeq and is a predicted model, not a curated record. NCBI's taxonomy places the organism in Eukaryota, Metazoa, Arthropoda, Insecta, Diptera, Tephritidae.
ACUAAUAGCUAUAGCUACAGCAAGUACACGUACAAUGCUUCCGCUAACCAAUACAGCGUCGCCAAUUCGCCGGUCAAGUACACCACACACAAAGCGUCAACGGCCGCUAGUACCGCCAACGACUUGGCUUACUCCGCAUACGCCGCUUACGCUUCACAAGCACAAGCACACGCUGCACAAGCCGCACAUGCGUAUGUCACAGCCGCCUCCUCUUAUCCGUCCACCAGUCUUUCGAAUGGCGCGCACGCCGACUCGCAGUCUUACAACAGCUACAGUGGCUUGAACGGUCACGCCACCUCCACUUCAUCCACCGCCGCCACUGGCAUAUUGCCCACACCACAUUCGGUUGCCUCCACGGCUGUUUCCGCCGCCUCAGCGGUUGCCUACCAGCAUGCCCAACAACAACAGCAUCAGCAACAACAAAUGUUGCGUCUCUACAACCAGUACGCCGCGGUGCCCACAAGCGUGGCCACCUCGUACGCCAACCUCCUGGCGGCUUCUCAUGGCGGCUAUGCCACACCCACAACCACAAUGGCGCACAUGUCCGCCGCGUCCGGCAUGACUGUACCAUCGUACGCCUCAGCGUAUGGCAUUACGCCUUCAUCGGCUGCUGCCACUGGCACACUAACACCUACUUAUGCCUACAGUGCCUACGGCAGCGCUACGCCUACAGGCUAUUAUGCCGAUGCCAGCGCUCUUGCCAAGGAGGCCGCACAAAAGAACUAUAUUAAUGCGAUGAAGAUGGCCGCCGCUGCCAACGCAACGGCCUUGAGCGGCAAACCGCUUACCGCUGCUGCCGCUGCCAUGCCAACCGCAGCCAGCUAUGCCGGCCUACAAUUGGGUAAAGCCUACAUGACCGCGCUGCCAAGUAGCGCCAAUGCCAUAGCUGCCCAUCAACAACAUGCCGCGCUACUGCAGCACGCCGCACAUGCCCAACAGGCGGCACAGUCUCAGCAGUUGGCUGCCGCUCAUGCACAGCAUGCCGCAUAUGCGCAGCAGCUGCAGCGUUCAGCCCUGUCGGCGGGUUCGCUGCCCAAUUCGGGCAUGUCGACACCUGUCGGUACGCGAGUGCAUACACCCACACCAGGCACCGCAGCUGCAGCAGCCGGUGGACUACUGACACGACCUUCUUCGGCUGCUGGCGGUUAUAUUAGCGCAGCUGCGGCGCACAAUGCGCUGCGUCCUCAGGCUAUGCAGCUGGCUGCCGCACCUACAGCCGCCGCUGGUAAUCCGCAAUAUGCCGCUGCCGCCGCUGCGGCUGCAAUGCAACAGCAAGGUUUCUUUUACCCAGCUGGAAUGAUGGCUGCGCCGGCAGCCGCCGCUUAUCCAUAUGCGGCUAUUGGUGCC